Klebsormidium nitens is the source of this 728-nucleotide messenger RNA. Lineage: Eukaryota; Viridiplantae; Streptophyta; Klebsormidiophyceae; Klebsormidiales; Klebsormidiaceae. The record is from the annotation of a GenBank genome assembly.
GAACGCGGGCGCAGGGAAAUGGAGAACCAUCUGACCAUCCUGGAGAGAGGAUAAUUUUGCGCAACCUGGAAGACCCGUUCGCCACAGGGCUCAUAACCCCGACCUGGAAAACCUCUUGCGCCAACCGCAAAAAGGGCCCGCAGUGGAAUAAGCUCAAGGACAACGAGCUCCACGGGUACCUCAACUACUGUGCUCACGCGGUGUUGGAGUACAUGCGCGCGAGCAAGAAACAAGGAGUAGACGCUCGAACCACGGCCUUGUACCAGUUUGUCUAUCAGGCGCUGGCCCGGGUGGGGAUAGACUUGCUGGAGCUCUUCUGCCAGCGACGGGAGCAGCGAGAACCAGGUAGCGACCAGACUUCGCCGAGAUGGUCCGGUUGCCGAGCCGGCCAGAAACCCAUGGACAGCGAAGAGCUGGUCACGGUCGGUCCCAACCCCCCCGACCAAGAACUGAACCGGGGACGCAUCGGAAAGUGCGGGGGGGCGUUCAAGAUGCCAAUUGACCGGUGGGGAGCGCAGGCGGCAGAGACGUACGGCACGGCGCUGAUCACGGAGUUCCUCAAGAAGAAGAAGAGGAAGUUGCUGGAGACGCCAGCGUUCGUGACGCGGUACAAGCUGGUCGGCCACAAACCCACGGCCCGAGAAGGAAUGGGGGAACUCGCACACCCGCGGUCCAAACCCUUGGGUCGAUGCUGCGGCCGGCGCCGACUGCAGCAGCGGCAUAACUAG